Molecule: messenger RNA, 794 nt
Organism: Micromonas pusilla CCMP1545
Lineage: Eukaryota; Viridiplantae; Chlorophyta; Mamiellophyceae; Mamiellales; Mamiellaceae
Exons: 1
Coding region: 433-726 (97 amino acids)
Source: RefSeq, a predicted model, not a curated record
CGUAGGGCUACGCUCGCGACCUUGGCGCCUCGUCGGAUGAGAUGAACUACCCCCUGGAUGGUGCCGUCGGAGGACUCCAAGGGAUCCCACGCGUCACAGCUGGUGAGCGUGAAGAAGAUGCAGAUGCCCUCCUCCGGGAGCGCCUCAGCAACGUCGAAGUAGCGGCUUCCAACCUCUUUUUCGCUCGCGACCUUGCCGCCUCGUCGGAUGAGAUGAACUACCCCCUGGAUGAUGCCGUCGGAGGACUCCAAGGGAUGCCUCGUGAGUUUUUUCAGCGACUCCCGGUCGCUUUUUCUCGCUAGGUUGCUCGCUGAUGUUCACAUGUUUUGCCCGGAUGGGUUAGAGCUGAGUUAGCAGUUUUUGCGUACGCUGCGAGUAUAAGAUAAUAAAAUCUACACAGGGCUACAGUACAUAUCGUCAUAAGCUUCGGCCAUGACGAGCUUCAUGAAGAAGAUGGUGGACGUGGUCGCGCUCCGCAGCGACGACGCCGCGCGGCGACGACGCAGACGCAUCGACCUGGAGGUGCGGAUGGUCGCCGACGGCGCUAAGGCGUACCCGUCAUCGUCGGCGAAGUUGGAGGAGCUCGUGGAAUGGGAGAGGAGGAUCUCAGUCGCGCUGGCGCGCACGGUAGGACAGCGACUCCUAGGCGGUGGCGUAGACGCGGUGGUUGGAGUCGCGGAUGUGAGUGAGAGCGGAGGGAGCAAGGUAGGGGUAGAACAGUGGUAGAACCAGUGUACUCGCGGAUUAGAGUCCGCACGUUGAGCCUUGUUUUGUAAUCACACACACACACACAC